Molecule: messenger RNA, 555 nt
Organism: Ostertagia ostertagi
Lineage: Eukaryota; Metazoa; Nematoda; Chromadorea; Rhabditida; Trichostrongylidae
Source: the annotation of a GenBank genome assembly
AUGGCGGACAAUUUUCGAAAGAAUCUGAUCUCGAAAUGUAUUCGAGACAGCGGCACAGGAGAGCUGGAUGUCGAUAUUUUGAACGAGGUAAUGAAUGGAACAUCAGACAUCGAUGUGGUUCGAUUACGCACAUACGCUUGGCGUCAUACGAUUCCAAAUGUGCACCGAUUGCAAAUGUAUAAAUACAUGCUUGGAAUUUCUGGCGCCUAUCCAGAAACACGUGAAGUUGUUGCACAGCACAGAAGAGAAGAAGCAGUGCUACUGCUGAGGUGUUUGGUCACAACUCGUUCAACUGACUAUAAAAUGGUCGACGGUCAGGUGACGGAACCAGGACCGACCAAUGACGAUGUUACGAAAAUGAUCCUUCUUGCCAACAACCGUUUGACUGAAAAUUAUAUGAGGGACCCACAAACAGCAGUCAUAUCGGCGAUAGUGAAACAAGUAAGAACGGUAUGUCGAUGUGAUUGGGUAGACGCAUUCUGUAUUGCGCGGUCACUUUAUUCAAUGCUCAACCUAAAAUUCGAUGAACGAACAAUACGCAGCACUAUCAAAGAG